AAUCACGCGCGCACUGCGCACCGAUGCGCACAAUAAAAACUCCCGACCUAGAAAGCCCUCUUCUCUCUCCUGCGCCCCUUCCUUCCCUCUAUUUUUCUACUGGGAUCGGACCUUCAGUUGAAAGGGCGCUCUGCAACGGACGGCAAAAGGAAUUCCCUCGCAGAGUUUUCUCAAUUAGGGAAAAACCAUGUUGAUAUUUUGCCACAACCUUUAAAGGAUCAUAACACAAGCUUGACAUCCCAGGUAUGACGGGUAGCAAUAUCGAUUCAAGCACAACAAACGAGGUUUUAAAUGGUGGAGCCCAUCUUAAGCGGGAAAAUGAUUUUGAUGGUGAUGAUUUGGUUCCGAAGAAGUCUAGAAUUAGUACCUUGAAUGCUGAAAAUGUGGAGAAGGUUGGGGAAAAUCUUGACAACCAUAUACAUGAAAGUACACCAAUUUUGACCGAAACAAAUUGUCAAAAUGGAACCAAUAUUGAAUUGGAUGUUUCAAAGGACAACCAGAUAUGCGAGGAUAGUAUUUCGCUCGAAGAUGAAAUUUCCAUCGAAGCAGAUGCAGCAGAAGAUAAGGGUUCCAGACACACCAUGGAGGAUGCAUGGGUUGUUCUUCCGGAUGCAAGCAUGGAAUUUCCUGGGAAAUUGAGAUGUGCACAUUUUGCAAUUUAUGAUGGGCAUGGAGGUCGCUUGGCUGCUGACUAUGCACGGAAUCAUUUACAUGCAAAUGUUCUCUCGGCAGGGUUACCACGUGAGUUGAUGGAUGUCAAGGCUGCCAAGAAAGCAAUUCUUGAAGGUUUUCGAAAAACUGAUGAGUUGUUACUUCAAGAAAGUACUGCAGGGGGGUGGCAAGAUGGUGCUACAGCUGUGUGUGUUUGGAUUUUGGGGCAAACAGUUUAUGCAAUGGGUUGCUUUGUACGUUGUGGGACAGUUCAAUCAUCAAAAUGGACUUAUUUUAGCCCACUCUUGGUGUUAGUUGCUAAUGUUGGAGAUGCAAAAGCGGUAUUGGCUAGAUCAUCCACUGUCAAUGGAGAUGGAACAAAUUGCCAAUUGAAGUCCAUUGUCAUUACAAGAGAGCACAAAGCUAUCUAUCCGCAAGAACGUGCUCGCAUUCAGAAGGCUGGUGGUUCUGUGGGCUCCAAUGGACGAUUGCAAGGACGCCUUGAGGUUUCUAGGGCCUUUGGUGAUCGCCAAUUUAAGAAGGUGGGAGUUAUUGCAACCCCAGAUAUUCAUUCUUUUGAUCUUACCGAAAGAGAGCAGUUCAUCAUUCUUGGUUGCGAUGGCCUGUGGGGUGUUUUUGGACCAAGUGAUGCCAUUGAAUUUGUCGACAAGCAGUUGAAGGAUGGAUCAUCUGCUACUGCUGUGAGCCGACGUCUUGUAAGGGAAGCUGUUCGUGAGCGGCGCUGCAAGGAUAACUGCACCGCCAUAGUCAUUGUUUUCAGGCGCACAUGACUGGUGUAUAGAAAUGUGAAUGCGAUUUGCAUGAGAACAGAUGCAGAGGCUAUAUGUGGUGCACAUGCUGACCUGGCAUCCUCAUAUGGGAUCCCAGCAUUCAUCAGGUGGGACCCUGCUGUGAUAAAUUCCAUGGCAGAAAGAUCAGAUGCUUGCCCACUCAAGUGGGCCACACAAUGAAAGAAAUGGACUGUUAGAAAAAGAUAAUCAACAGUCUAGAUUCCUACCUGAUGUGUGGACCAUUCUGACUUUUGGGCCAGGCAUUUUCGUGUUGGCCCCUCGACUGAAUUGCGUGGAUCUUGCUUGCGCAAGAACCAGGUAGGCACGUGGGCUGCAUUGCCUCGUCAAUCAGUUCAUAUGCAAAUUGCCUUAGCAUUUCUCCACAGUUACAUACACAAUCAGCAUCUUAACAAGAUGACUUUGGCGCUUGUUAUUUUUUGACUAGAUAAGACUCUCGAUUCAUCACAUGAACUGAAGAUGCAUUGGCGGAGCAUUACAGAUGGAUGUGUGUGUGUUUUUGAAACGAGAUUGUAUUGAUGUAUGGAUUUUCUGAUAUAAGCUGUUUUUUUUUCUUAUAAUUCUGUGUUUUUUGUU
This is a messenger RNA of Magnolia sinica, 2036 nucleotides long. Its product is annotated as probable protein phosphatase 2C 8. Gene Ontology annotation, molecular function: protein serine/threonine phosphatase activity. The record is from RefSeq and is a predicted model, not a curated record. The coding region runs from base 246 to 1442 and encodes 398 amino acids. Lineage: Eukaryota; Viridiplantae; Streptophyta; Magnoliopsida; Magnoliales; Magnoliaceae. Gene Ontology annotation, biological process: protein dephosphorylation. The transcript is spliced from 12 exons.